Messenger RNA from Apaloderma vittatum (bar-tailed trogon), 681 nucleotides. RefSeq names its product zinc finger protein 395 (gene ZNF395). The transcript has 5 exons. Gene Ontology annotation, molecular function: DNA-binding transcription factor activity; RNA polymerase II cis-regulatory region sequence-specific DNA binding. The record is from RefSeq and is a predicted model, not a curated record. NCBI's taxonomy places the organism in Eukaryota, Metazoa, Chordata, Aves, Trogoniformes, Trogonidae. The annotation marks the transcript as partial. Gene Ontology annotation, biological process: regulation of transcription by RNA polymerase II. Gene Ontology annotation, cellular component: nucleus.
AACUCGGUGAAGGUGAUGUACAAGUGCCUGUGGCCGAGCUGCGGCAAGGUUCUGCGCUCCAUCGUUGGCAUCAAGCGGCACGUCAAGACCCAACACCUCGGGGACGGCGCAGACUCUGACCAGCGGAAACGGGAGGAGGAUUUCUACUACACCGAAGUGCAGGUGAAGGAAGAGCCGAUGCCGGAGGUGGCCCCUGCCACCGCCACCAGCCCCACGUCCGCGUCUGCCCCCAUCAUCAUCCAGCAAGCCCUGGCGAAGCCGGAGGCGCUGCUCGUGGAGCAGCCGGUGCUGGAGCCCGCCCUGGCCUGCAGCGCCCGUAGCCAGUCUGCCCCCAGCUCCUUUUGGCACAUCCAGGCUGAUCACGCCUACCAGGCGUUGCCCUCAAUCCAAAUCCCGGUGUCCCCUCACAUUUUCACCAGCAUCAGCUGGGCCACUGCCACCUCGACUCUCCCGUCCCUGUCACCGGUGCGGAGCCGGUCGCUCAGCUUCAGCGAACCCCAGCCACCGACGCCAAUGCUCAAGUCCCACCUGAUCGUCGCCUCACCGCCCAGGGUGUCCCUCGGCACCAGGAAAGUGCGCGGCGAAGCCAAAAAGUGCCGUAAGGUGUACGGCAUCGAGCACCGGGACCAGUGGUGCACGGCCUGCCGGUGGAAAAAAGCCUGCCAGCGCUUCCUGGACUGA